GGCGGCGGCGAGAAGAUGGCGACUUCGAACAAUCCGCGGAAAUUUAGCGAGAAGAUCGCACUGCACAACCAGAAGCAGGCGGAGGAGACGGCGGCCUUCGAGGAGGUCAUGAAGGACCUGAGCCUGACGCGAGCCGCGCGGCUUCAACUGCAGAAAUCUCAGUACCUGCAGCUGGGCCCCAGCCGCGGCCAGUACUAUGGCGGGUCCCUGCCCAAUGUGAACCAGAUCGGAAGCAGCAGCAUGGACCUCUCCUUCCAGACACCAUUUCAGUCCUCAGGCCUGGACACGAGUCGGACUACACGACAUCAUGGGCUUGUGGACAGAGUAUAUCGUGAGCGUGGCCGACUUGGCUCCCCACACCGCCGGCCCCUAUCAGUAGAUAAGCAUGGACGACAGGCCGACAGCUGCCCCUACAGCACCGUGUACCUCUCGCCUCCUGCCGACACCAGCUGGAGGAGGACCAACUCUGACUCUGCCCUGCACCAGAGCACAAUGACCCCUACCCAGGCAGAGGCCUUCGCUGGCGGGCCCCAGGACGCACACCACAAGAGAGUCUUACUGCUCACCGUCCCAGGGAUGGAGGAGACCGGGUCCGAGACCGACAAGACCCUUUCCAAGCAGUCAUGGGACUCAAAGAAGACGGGUUCCAGGCCGAAGUCCUGUGAGGUCCCGGGAAUCAACAUCUUCCCAUCUGCAGACCAGGAGACCACGACAGCCUUGAUCCCCGCUACCCACAACACAGGCGGCUCCCUCCCUGACCUCACCAACAUCCACUUCCCCUCCCCACUCCCGACGCCGCUGGACCCUGAGGAGCCCUCCUUCCCUGCUCUCACCAGCUCCAGCAGCACCGGCAGCCUUGCACAUCUGGGCAUUGGCGGUGCAGGCCAGGGCAUGAACACCCCCAGCUCUUCUCCACAGCACCGGCCAGCCGUCGUCAGCCCCCUGUCCCUGAGCACAGAGGCCAGGCGGCAGCAGGCCCAGCAGGUGUCACCCACCCUGUCCCCACUGUCACCCAUCACUCAGGCCGUGGCUAUGGAUGCCCUGUCGCUGGAGCAACAGCUGCCCUACGCCUUCUUCACCCAGGCUGGCUCCCAGCAGCCUCCUCCACAGCCUCAGCCACCACCACCACCUCCACCUGUGUCCCAGCAACAACCACCGCCCCCACAGGUGUCUGUGGGCCUCCCCCAGGGUGGCCCACUACUGCCCAGUGCCAGCCUGACACGGGGGCCCCAGCUGCCACCACUCUCAGUCACUGUACCGUCCACUCUUCCCCAGUCCCCUGCAGAGAACCCAGGCCAGCCACCAAUGGGGAUUGACGCUGCCUCGGCACCGGCUCUGCAGUACCGCACAGGCGCAGGCUCACCCGCCAACCAGUCUCCCACCUCUCCAGUCUCGAAUCAGGGGUUCUCCCCAGGAAGCUCCCCACAGCACACGUCCACCCUGGGCAGCGUGUUUGGGGACGCGUACUAUGAGCAGCAGAUGACAGCCAGGCAGGCCAAUGCUCUGUCCCGCCAGCUGGAGCAGUUCAACAUGAUGGAGAGUGCCAUCAGCUCCAGCAGCCUGUACAGCCCCGGCGCCACGCUCAACUACUCCCAGGCUGCCAUGAUGGGCCUGAGUGGGAGCCACGGAGGCCUCCAGGACCCGCAGCAGCUUGGCUAUGCGGGCCACGGCGGAAUACCCAACAUCAUCCUCACGGUGACAGGAGAGUCCCCACCCAGCCUCUCUAAGGAACUGAGCAGCACGCUGGCAGGGGUCAGCGAUGUCAGCUUUGACUCGGACCACCAGUUUCCACUGGACGAGCUGAAGAUCGACCCUCUGACCCUGGACGGACUUCAUAUGUUGAAUGACCCUGACAUGGUCUUAGCCGACCCGGCCACCGAGGACACCUUCCGAAUGGACCGCCUGUGAGCGGCUGUGCCCGCCACCCGCCACUGGUCAGUCUCCAGCGGCGCUGCCCCAAACCGGGGACGGCAAUGCUCCGUCCUCCUUUGCCAACGGCCAAGCUUGUGGUUCUGAGCUUGCAAUGCUGCCCAGCGCCCCCUGCCAGCCGCCACCCCGGUUGUUCACCUCCCAUGAUGCCUGGCGUGAGGCCGUUGUGUACCAGGCUGGCUAUCUGUCCGUCCAGGCUGACUGCAGAGGCUGGGAGUGCCCGGUCCCCACUGACUUGCCCCACACUCAUUCCCUCGCCCCUCACUGGGGAUGCGAGCGCCUUUAUCAGUGCUCCACUUCCAAGACACCCAGAUGUGCUGCACGAGGUGGGCCGGGGCGUGGGCGUGGGAGCGCCCCCGAGGCUGAGGUGCCCCAUCCAUCCGACUGUUCUCAGCUGUCACUGCCUUCCUUCAUCCCUGUCCCUCCUCCACCCCAGCCCUGGUCAGGUCACGCAUGCCCUCAUGCCCAGGGCCAAGACAGAACAGUGCAGGGUAGACCCGGAGAAGAAUAAACACUAUUCGGACGCCGCCUUUUAUAUUCCUGAGCGCUCUUAGAGCGAGACAAUCGACCUAUGGCCGCAUGUGGUGUGGACAGAGCCCACUGAAGCAGCCAGUGCCCCCUCCUCAACCCUCUCUUGACCACCCUUUGCCCACUACCAGGCGAUGCUCAGCAUGGUGGUACAGGGUGGACAGAGCGUCCCAGGCCGCCUGCCCGUUUUCAUCCUCCCUUCUCAGUCCCAUGACCAGUCCCUCCUGCUCUUUAGGAUGUGGGGCUUGGGAGGUGGCAGCCCUGGGAAGUUUUGUUUUUCUUUCCAUUUGUAUUAGCGUGAUGGCCAGCCCUCCUGACUCGCAGCUGGCAGCAUGCAUUGACCCCCAGUCCCUCCCUGACCUCUUAAAGCUGACUGGAACAGCAGCCUGGAGCACUUGCAAGCUGGGGCACCUGGGGUGCUCACCCAGACCCGGGCUCACCUGCACGUAGUCUCAACUCCAAAGAGCUGGGCGGGCGAGGAGGGGACUGGAUGCCAGGUCCGGCUGGCUGGACAUGUCCGUAAGAACCACAGAA
Molecule: messenger RNA, 2991 nt
Organism: Acomys russatus (golden spiny mouse)
Lineage: Eukaryota; Metazoa; Chordata; Mammalia; Rodentia; Muridae
Gene: Crtc1
Product: CREB regulated transcription coactivator 1
Exons: 14
Coding region: 16-1908 (630 amino acids)
Biological process (GO): protein homotetramerization; positive regulation of transcription by RNA polymerase II
Cellular component (GO): cytoplasm; nucleus
Molecular function (GO): cAMP response element binding protein binding
Source: RefSeq, a predicted model, not a curated record